Messenger RNA from Oppia nitens, 4315 nucleotides. RefSeq names its product phosphoinositide 3-kinase regulatory subunit 4-like. The record is from RefSeq and is a predicted model, not a curated record. The transcript has 7 exons. Bases 182 to 4315 code for a protein of 1377 amino acids. Gene Ontology annotation, molecular function: protein serine/threonine kinase activity; protein binding; ATP binding. Gene Ontology annotation, cellular component: late endosome; phosphatidylinositol 3-kinase complex, class III, type II; nucleus-vacuole junction. Gene Ontology annotation, biological process: autophagy of peroxisome; late endosome to vacuole transport; macroautophagy. NCBI's taxonomy places the organism in Eukaryota, Metazoa, Arthropoda, Arachnida, Sarcoptiformes, Oppiidae.
AUGACAAUAACAAUGUAUUGAUUGAACUGUUUGUUUGUUUUUACUGUAUUUUGUUGUGUUGUUUACCGCCGCAGCCGCUGACCGGCCACUAUCGGUUGGUGGCCACAGUACCGCAGAGAGAGAGAGAGAGAGAGAGAGAGAGAGAGAGAGAGAGUGAUCACCAAUUCAUCUCAACACACCAAUGGGCAACGCACUGGUCGGUACCGUAUCGCAGGCCAUACACCCGAUCGAUCACUAUCUGGCCGAUGUACCCGAAUUUCAAUACCAAUCGUCGCUCGGGUCGACCCGAUUUCUGAAAGUGGCCAAAUGUGGCCACUACGAAGGCGAUUGUGUAGUCAAAGUAUUGGCCGUCGACGAUCCGUCGCUCCCGUUGGCCGCUCACAAGCAGCGCAUCGAACACUUGUCGACGUUGACCGCCCGUAACGUAUCGGUGGCCGCCUUUCAUCGGGCCGUUAUUUGUCCGUCGUUUGCCUACAUUGCCCGCCAGUAUGUACGCUAUUCGCUAUACGAUCGCCUAUCGACUCGACCGUUUCUGACCGCCGGCGAAAAGUCAUGGCUAGCCUAUCAGUUGGUCAAAUGUUUGGAUUGGCUUCACGGACACGGCAUCAGACACGGCGAUAUUAAACUCGAGAACAUACUUAUUACGUCCAGUCUGUGGCUAGUGAUUACCGAUUUGGCCACUUAUAAACCCGUACUGUUGCCCGACGACAAUCCGUCGGACUUUUCCUAUUUUUUCGACACAUCGCGUCGCCGCUGCUGUAAUAUAGCUCCCGAACGGUUUGUCAGCGACAGUUCGGGUCUACAAUCGGCGACUGCGGUUGACUAUACGAUGACUGGACCCAUUGGAUCGGCUGCUUCUGCUGCCGCCACCACCGCCGCCGGUGGCGCCAAUAGUCAGCUGCUGUUGACACCGUCGUCACCGCAACCACCGAAAGAACCACAAUUGACGCCCGAAAUGGAUAUGUUCAGUAUCGGCUGUGUACUGGCCGAACUGUUUUCCGAUGACGCACCCAACGGUAAUCUAUUUGAUUUGGCCGAACUGUUAGCCUUUCGUGUCGAUCAAUACUAUCCGACGAAAGCAUUGGACAGUAUAUCCAACGAAACCAUACGGGAAUUGGUAAAAAAUUUGAUCAGUCUUAAGCCAACCGAACGUAAACUUAGUGGCCAAAUAUUGGCCGAACUUAGCGGAUCAUUGUUUCCCGGCUAUAUGAGCACACUGUACGACUAUUUGCAACAAUUGGUCAGAUUGCCGCCCGAUGCCAAAGUAAUACGAUUGUCCCGCGAUUUGGAUCAACUAUUGUCGCUAAUACUGUCACAAGAACCGCACGGUCUGCUACUGGUUCUGGUAGUGAUUACGUCGACAAUGCGGGCACUCAAACACAUACAUUGCAAACUAUUAGCCCAACGAUUGGCCUGCAAGAUAGCAGCGGCAUCGCCGAUAAUGUCGGCCUAUAUUACCGACCGAUUGUUACCCUAUUUGUUGCAUUCGCUGACGGAUAGCGAUCCGCGAGUCCGGGCCGAAGCCGUCUACUCGAUAACCAUUAGCUUAGAACAGGUGGACGAUUUGCCGGCCAGCGAUAACAACGUAUUUACCGAUUAUAUUCUUCCAGUUUUGUGUCAAGUAGUGUCCGAUCAGUCGGCAUUCGUUAGGCUAACACUGGCCGCCAAUAUUAGUCGGCUAUCGAAAGUAUCGCUAAAUUUUUUAUCCCAAUCGUGCGACCAAAACUACGACGAAGAGCUAACCUUAUUGCACAAUUCGUUUCAAUUGAUUGUCACCCAAUUGCUUACCGACGGUAACAAUUGUGUCCGUCGGACACUAUUGCUAACGCCGUACAGUUGUGCCAAUUUGUGUGUCUUUUUCGGACGACAAAAGACCAACGAUCUGAUCCUAAGUCAUAUCAUAACCUUUCUGAACGACAAAAACGACUUUCAACUUCGGGCCUCAUUUUUCGACAACAUAAUAGUCAUAGCAUCCUAUCUCGGCUCAGAUCAGUGCUCAAAGAUAUUGCAGCCACUACUCCAACAGGGACUGAGCGAUGCCGAAGAGAUUAUCAUCUAUAAGACAAUAACAUCGAUGACAUCGCUCAUUGAACAAGGAUUGCUGAAAAAGUCCAUAAUCUAUGAAUUGCUUCGCGAAGCCGUACCGCUAUUGUCUCAUCCAAACCUAUGGAUCAAUCAAUCGAUGAUUUCAUUGAUUUUGACUCUGUGUUCUCGGCUAUCGUUAGCCGAUAUUAGCUGCAAAAUCAAGCCGUUAGUCGAUCCCAAUCUUCAACGACAGAUACAUUCGCUGAAAAAUGGUCGCCUACUGAAGGACUCGCUCUAUCCGUUACUGCCGCGCAGUGUCUACGAUCUGAUUGUUGGCCAAUCAAAGCUCAAUAUUGACCGAUUUUUCGAGUGUCUAAUUCAAAGGAAAUACUUGCGUCAAGUGGUCAGACAUCAUCAGCAGUCGGUAAUUGUUUUGGAGGAUGCACUGUACACCCGACUCACUCACGAAGGUAUUAACGAACAAAUUGAAGACCAAUUGGUAUCGCUGGCCGAUCUGAUCAAAAAGAUUUACCGAAACAAAAAAAAUUUAUCGACGAAAAAGGUGUCGGGAAUGAUAGCCAUUACUACUACUAAUACUACUGGCGAUCGUCAGAAAAAUCGCAAAUAUUUUAGUGUAGUAAUUGGCGACAGAAAUCGCAACAACAAUACCAAUAACAACAACAACAAUAAUGGCAGACAACAGCAGCCGUCGUCGUCGUCGUCAUCGCAUAGAAGACAGGCGUCGGCGAUGAACGAAGAAUGGUUGCAUAUGUUUGGCUCGAAAGUCCAAUUGGUUUCGUCUAACGGCGACAAUACUAUUAGCGGCGUCGACGAUGAUAUCGAUGGCAGUAUUCCAGUGGCACAGGAGGCCAGAGAAAGUGGCGGCGGUGUCGGCGUCGGUGUUGGUGGUGGUAGUGAACAACAGCACGUCCAGUGUCCGCCGUGUCAGCUAGAAAUCAAACGAUUGAUUCAGUACAAGAAGUCUAACUUUAAUCCGUUGACAACAACAACAACAUCAGCGACAACUGUUCGCUGGACAGACGGCCAACCAUUUAAGCCGAAAGGAGUACUAGUAGCUCAUCUGCACGAACACGAAAAAGCGGUCAAACGGGUAUUGCGUGUCGGCAACAAUUCAUCGCUGUUUGCCACCUGUUCCGCUGACGGUACUGUCCGAGUAUGGGAUGCAUCGAAAAUGGAGGGCAAAAGUGUUAUCAAUCGUUCGCGACUGAACUUUGUCGCCCAAUCGAAACUGAAUCCCCAGUCGAUGGGCGGUAUGACCUACUGUGGCGACUGUCUUAUUGUCUACACUAAUACCAAUCACGUACACAUAUUGGAGAUCAAUCAAUCGCCGACGGCCCGCAUGAAACUGUUGAACAGUUUUCAAGUCAUACCCGAUAUCGACGGUUCGGUUAUUACCGAUAUUACGACACUCGGUGCCAAUACGUUUGCCAUGUCGUUGUCCGAUUCGUCGAUACUUAUCUACGAUCUGAGAACAUUGGUUACGUCAACGGCUACGACGGCUGCGGCUACCGAAAUAAAACCCGUUCACAAGCUUAACAUUGCGGCCCACGAACGAGUUAUUACGGCCAUCGACGGUAACGAUUGUGUGAUGUUUUGCGGUACCUAUAGUGGCCUAUUGAUUACAUUUGAUCUGCGAUUUCUAUUGCGCUCCAAUACGUCAGCCUAUAUGACACAGAAUCGGGUCCGACGUAUCAAAUAUACCGACGAUGGUCUCUAUUCGUCGGCUCAGGGCAAUUGUGAGGUCACACUGUGGGACUGCGAAACCGGUUCCCGAUUGAAGACACUGUGGGCCAGUACGGCACCGGCACUAUCAGUCACACAGGCGUCACCGCAUUCAGUGCUCGGUAUGAUUGUAUCGAAAGUGGGCAACGAUUCGUCUAUAAUUACAUCGGGAACCGAUAUGCGUAUCCGCUACUGGGAUCUGCAGCAACCGGAGCGCAGUUACAUUAUCAGCGACAAUGCCAAAAGCCAGAACAAUGGUGUCACCUAUACCUCAAAGUUUAUCGAAGGCAUACAAGUGAUACAGGAAUGUCAAGAUGACAACAACGGUGGUGUUGGUGCAUCAUCGGUGGUGGCCACUACUACUGGCGGCGCUGGUGUCGGCGGUACUCAUUAUUAUCAGCAGCAGCAGCACCACCACCACCACCAUUCGACAUGGGAUCACCAGGCAGUUAGUCCAUCGCACCGGGACUGUAUUACUGAUAUUGCCCGAGUCAACCAUCUAUUGGUGUCGGCCAGCAGUGACGGUGUUGUUAAAGUGUGGAAAUAA